Purpureocillium lilacinum is the source of this 702-nucleotide messenger RNA. RefSeq lists its product as uncharacterized. NCBI's taxonomy places the organism in Eukaryota, Fungi, Ascomycota, Sordariomycetes, Hypocreales, Ophiocordycipitaceae. Gene Ontology annotation, cellular component: Vma12-Vma22 assembly complex. The record is from RefSeq and is a predicted model, not a curated record. Gene Ontology annotation, biological process: vacuolar proton-transporting V-type ATPase complex assembly.
AUGACGGGCACCGAGGAGGAGAACGAGCAGCAACUGCAGCAGCAGCACCACAUCGACGCGCUCCUCCAGCGCUACCUCACCUUGCUGGACGAGUACACGAGCCUGCGCACAGAGCUGUCGCGCCUGCAGACGGGCGUGUACCAAGACCUGGCGCGGGCCAACUUCGCAGCCGAGAGGGGCAUGCGGUACGGCGCGGACUACUACGACGAGCGGAUGCAGGCGCUGCGGACGCUGCGGGUUGACGUGCCGACGGAGGCGGCGCACUUCGCAGUCGAGGCCGUGGGCGACCUGAGGGGAGGCGAAGAGGCGAAGGUGGAUGGCAAGGAGGAGAGUGCGGGUGAGCAGGAGGGACAGGACGUGAAGCACGAGGAUGACGGCGAUGAGGAAGAGAAGGAGAAGGAGAGUGAGGCGCCGCCUAGAGUAAAGGACCCGCUGCGAUGGUUCGGCAUUCUCACGCCGCAGGCGUUGCGGUCGGCGCAGGCUCGGUCUGUGGAGGCGGUAGAGCGGGUGAUUCCCCGGCUCGCGUCUGUGGACGCCGAGAUGGCUGCCGUCGAGAUUGAGGUGCGCCGGGCCAGGAAGAAGCGGGCCAAGGCGCUGGCGAUGAUCGGGAAGAGGAAUGGGGAGGCUGAUGCUGGCGAUCAAAAGAGUGUGGCUACUGGAGGGAUGGCGACGGCACGGCACAUAGAGGAACAGGCGGCGUGA